Molecule: messenger RNA, 2245 nt
Organism: Heterobasidion irregulare TC 32-1
Lineage: Eukaryota; Fungi; Basidiomycota; Agaricomycetes; Russulales; Bondarzewiaceae
Exons: 3
Coding region: 205-2052 (615 amino acids)
Source: RefSeq, a predicted model, not a curated record
CAAUAUUCAAUCCUGACCCAUCAUAUUCUUCGCAGGUGUUCAAGAUUUGAAGCUUGAAGAUCCACGUAUACUUCUACUGCUACGACGGCUCGCAACAGCUUGAGGCACCGGUCUGAACUUUCGCUCAGAUAUCACCCAACGAGCUUGGCGGCCCACAGCGGGAAUAGAUAUACGUGCUGGUAUCAACUUUCAAGCUACCUGAUCAUGCAAAUCUGUCCCGAUACUAGCCUUCCCGCUGCCACAGCAUCUAGCAUAUAUGACCAAUAUUCCAUUCCAUCGAGUCCGCCCGUAGAGAAGCUGCCUAUUGAGUUACUCGAACAAAUCUUUGACGAAUGCAUCAGAGAUCCUGGUCGAAUCACACAUAUUGUCUUACGUGAAAAAGAUUUCCAGAGCGAUGGUGCUCAGCUGGGUACCAGUCCACACGAAAUCCAUUCCCAGCCCACUCCAGAGUGGAUAUCUAUCACACACGUUUGCCGCCUCUGGCGCAAAAUUUGCCUUCAUUGCCCCCGUUUCUGGACUCACAUCACCGCGAGCCUCAGCCAGAAAUGGGUCGCCGCGUACUUGGAACGUUCACGCACACAACCGCUGACCAUAGAGCUCGAAACGCCUGUUGUCAGCAUCGGUCAUAUCGUCACAUUGUUUACCUCUACGGCCCCUCGUCUCAAGGUGUUCAGCAUCAAGUACAGACAUGGCCGCGAGAGAGCAAAGGCUGACGGGCCAAUCAAAGACCUCUGCCAAGCAUUCUCUGUCCCUGCUCCACUGCUCGAGAGUUUCGUGUUGGAUGUUUACAUCAAAUAUCCAUACGAAAUCAAAGAUGGCCUGUUCUCCGGAGAUGCGCCGUGCUUGCGUGUCCUUGAGUUGGGCAGGGGUAUCGCGGUCAGCCCUUCUUCUUCUAUUCUACGCAAUCUUCGCUCUCUAGACGUCACAUCUGGCUUUGAUGUCGACGAGAUGCUCGCUUUGCUUCAAUGCACACCGCUCCUUGAAUCAUUGGCGGUGAGAGGGUUUAUUAGAUAUCUAGGAUCCGAGCCACCUCAAGGAGUUCUUGUCCGCCUUCCUCACCUUGCAUGGGUCUCCAUAGAGUCGAUUCAGGUCAAGGACUUCGUCGAACUAUUUGACCGGCUAUGGAUACAUCCAGCGGUCCAUGUACAAGUCCAAGUGAUUGUCAAGGAAGAGGAUGAAGUGGAAGCUAUGCUCGACAUACUCGGUAACAGCAUUCAUAGGGUCGAGAAAGCUGUGGGUCCUCUAUAUCUCGCUAUGGGCGUAGAGCCCGAAGGGGAUUGGUACCUCAGUUGCUACCCGAUAUCCCAAUCACUUUACGACCAUGCCAUGGUCCCAGAAAUAACACAACACCAACACCUACUAGCAUCCGACGCCGGGUGGCAUCGCCGUUGUGAACACGCCUUUUGCAAUGGCCCAUUCGUGUGUAUUGUGUACAGAUAUAAACAUCACGGAGAUAUCUAUGAGGCCGUUUCGUUCGAUUUACAGCGCUUAUUCGAUCGACUGGUACCUAUAGCAGUGGACGUCCACGGACUGCGCCUCAACCUGGCUCUAUACGACGAGCCUAAGACAGCGCAAAAAACUUCCGCGGAGGCGGCGCGAUACAUGACUGCCACAACCUGGACACCGAUCCUCCACGUCGUGUCUGACGUUCGCAUUCUCAAACUGACUCCGGACACUGUCGUAGGCGUUCUCAUGGCUUUUCAUUCAUCACAAGUCCCUCUGCUUCCCAAACUCACGACACUCGUCAUUGAAAAAACCGCGCUGACACUCCCGGAAAUUCAUUACCACCCAUCGGCACCAGACAUGAUCGAGCUGCUCGAACGUUUCCUUUCGAGACGCCUGGAAAUCGGUCUGGCACUGGAACGGCUUGUCAUCCAUGACGACGAAUACGAAUACUACGGAGAAGAGCGCGUGAUGUCUCUGAAGAAAUAUGUAAAGGACAUAGCCUAUUCGGCUGUUGACGAGGAAAUUGAGUAUGAAAGUGAUGAAGAUGAUAGUGAAGAUGCCGAUGACAGGGUUGAAAACAAGAAAUUGCAAGCUAUGACAGCUUAAUAACAGGCUGUGGAGCAUACUUGUAAAGCUCUGUCUUACGGACGAGGUGUCGUUUAGCAAUUUGGAGAACUCAUAGUCUACUUGAUUAUCAGAGAGAUGAUGUGAAACGCCUGCCAUUGCACUUACGAUGACUUGCGCACUCAGUGAUUCACGAUCCGAAAUGAACAAAGAUAAUGACGAGCAAGAUGUUGGG